AUGCCCCAAGACCUCUCAAAGCAGCUUCGGGGUCUUCCCCUGAAAACUACAGCCGAGGCCUGUGCUGGCGGGACCUACAUAGUAACCGGCGCAAACACCGGUCUCGGCCUUGAAGCUGCAAAACAUCUCGUGGCUAUCGGUGCCGCAAAAGUUAUUCUUGGUGUGCGUGAUCUCACCGCAGGCGAAGAAGCCAGGGCCGAGAUCGCGAAGGAGACUGGCAAAAACACCGCUGAAGUAUGGGAAGUCGACCUUUCAAAAUAUGUCUCCGUGAAAGCUUUUGCAGACAGGGCCGUUGCAGAGUUGGACCGAAUUGACGCUGUGAUUGAGAACGCGGGUGUUGCUGCCUUGGCGGGUCAGGCGGAAGGCCAUCUGAUACAAUUCACUGUCAAUGUUUAUAGCACUUUCUUGAUGGCCGCUCUUCUCUUUCCUAAGUUGAGAGAAAGCGCAAAGAUGUUUGGCAUUUUGCCUCAUUUGAUCAUCGUGACAAGCAACUCCGUUUUUGAUAUCCAGAAGAUCUGGGAUACGGUGAAAGAGGAUCCUUUAGUGAAGUCAGAUACUCCAAACAUCGGAAUGGGAGCUUAUCCCCUUAGCAAGCUGUUUGAAAUUUAUGCUGUGCGGGAGCUUGCUGAUAUCCUUCCCGUCUCGCAGACCGGCGUUGUUAUCAAUGCCGUAAACCCUGGUCUAUGCAAGACUUCUCUUGCUAGAAAUGCGCCACCUGCUUUCAAGGAGCAAUUAGCUCAGAUGCAUGCGAGCUUCGGAAGAACCGCUGAGGAUGGUAGUCGAACACUUCUACACGGAGCAGUUGGUGGAAAAGAAAGCCACGGGUCUUAUUUAGACGACUGUGAGGUUGGCGAUCACAAGCUUCCGUCUUGGAUCACAGAAGACUCCAAGAAAUACCAGGGUAAAAUCUGGAAUGGUAUAGCGAAGGAGCUAGAGACAGUUUCUCCGGACUCGGUUAAAAGACUAUUGGCAAAUUAG
Messenger RNA from Talaromyces amestolkiae, 978 nucleotides. RefSeq lists its product as uncharacterized. The transcript is spliced from 3 exons. Lineage: Eukaryota; Fungi; Ascomycota; Eurotiomycetes; Eurotiales; Trichocomaceae. The record is from RefSeq and is a predicted model, not a curated record. Bases 1 to 978 code for a protein of 325 amino acids.